AUGCGCUAUGUUCAUAUUCUCAAAAUUGCAUUCUCCGGCUUAAAGUCAUUUAAUCAUCCCGAGAGGAAACGGACCGUGGUAGACCCGUUAUAUUCAAUGGCGUGUCAAUUAGACAUUGUCCACGGGGUUCCAUACAUAUUGCGUUUUCCAAUUGGUGAUCGCAGUAACACACCUUUUAUGCAAGUCAACCUUUUCAAGAUCUGGCAACAGGAAUUCGGCCAAAUCAAUUUUCUGACAAUAGCCAAUAAGGGUAAACUUAGAAUGAAGUUGAUCUACAGCUGCAGGUUUCAAUGUCGUGACUGGCAGUCGAAGUAUAUAACUGCCAUUUAUGGAUUCUGCAUCAGUGGUAGCUCAUUAUUAGUGGGCCAUUACAGACAUGAACUUUAUCACGACUGGGAAAAAUCUCGUUACCGAUGCAAUCUUAGUUGUAAUCCCAGUAUUACAAGCGUCACCUUCAUACAGAGCUUAAAUAGCAUCCACGGAAAAUUGGACAGACAUUGUUUUAUCCCAAGCAACAACAAAAAUGCGAAAUGGUCAUUUGUUCUUCUGGUGGGUUUGAGAGCAGAUAAAAACAAACAACAACGAGAAAAAGCAUUUCACUGCCAAUUGCAAAAAAAAACAUUUCCUACAAAAAAUGAUUCGCUGUCGCAUGUCUUGAUUAAAACUUCUAAAUCUUUUUUCCUCCGGUGCGUUUUCGAUGGUGUUCCUUUUUCCCACUAUACAAUUUUAUUGCAGUUCUUCUUCUCUGUCAUUAUGGUGACACGUAAAAGCAAUAUUUUAGAUAAUUGUUUGUCAGCACGUUGUUAUGUACGUAUUCCCCAUCAAUCAUAA
Molecule: messenger RNA, 831 nt
Organism: Mucor mucedo
Lineage: Eukaryota; Fungi; Mucoromycota; Mucoromycetes; Mucorales; Mucoraceae
Exons: 4
Coding region: 1-831 (276 amino acids)
Source: RefSeq, a predicted model, not a curated record